Messenger RNA from Colletotrichum scovillei, 1177 nucleotides. RefSeq lists its product as uncharacterized. The transcript is spliced from 5 exons. The record is from RefSeq and is a predicted model, not a curated record. Bases 32 to 1177 code for a protein of 381 amino acids. NCBI's taxonomy places the organism in Eukaryota, Fungi, Ascomycota, Sordariomycetes, Glomerellales, Glomerellaceae.
GCAAGAUCGACGCAAGACGGAUCCGAAAAUCAUGAUAGGACCAGGCGGCGAUGCGCCCAUGGCGCUGGCCGUUCUUUGGGGCUUGACGGGUCUUGCUUUUUUCUUCGUGCUGCUGCGAUUGUAUACUCGUCUUGUCAUCCUUCAAGCCUACGGCGUGGACGACCACUUCUUCAACCUCGCUUUCUUCCUCUUCGUCGCCUACGAUGUCAUGCUCACAAUUUCCUCCUUCUACGGCUUUGGCAGGAAUAUCCUAGAACUUGAGAUGGAAAACGUGCCAAAAGCGAUCUUGCACGAGGCAAUCGGCAGCACAAUCCUCGUAUCAGCCAUCGUCGUCUCCAAAGCCUCUCUAGCACUGUUCCUCCUCCGCCUUGUGAACACUCGGCUGCACCAGAUCCUCGUCAUCGCCCCCGUCGUCAUUCUAUUCCUCAUCGCCUUGGCCUCUCUUCUCGUCUUCUGGUUCUCCUGUACGCCGAUCAACUUCCUGUGGGACCGGCUGAUCCCCGACGGAAGCUGCCCUAUCGACCCCGGUCCCAUAUCAACGGUUGCGGGGGCUUGGAGCGUCGUCGUCGACUUUUGGUAUGCCAUUACGCCGUGGGCACUACUGUGGAACGUUCAGAUGCCGAAGAGAGAGAAGUUGCUCAUCAAUCUGAGCAUGAGUUUGGGCGUCAUUGCUGGCGCAUGCGGGAUUCUGAGAGCUUUGCAGCUCAAAAAUCUGAGUAGUGUGAACUUCACCAAGGACACGGUUGCCUUGAUAAUAUGGCAUGCGGCAGAACUGGCAGUAACUCUCGGUUGGCUCAGCAAGUGGUCAUCCCGAAACGGCAGUAGGCCUGGACCAUACACUAGAGACAUGACCGGAUCCAACUUGGGGUUCGGUUUGAAGACGAUCGGCGGCACCGACUACACUGUCAGAGUCGGGUUGAAGACGCCAGACUUGGACUUGGGAAGCCUCGCGGGUCGAAGCGGCGAGGGACGAUUCGGAAGCGGGACGAGGUCUGGUGGAAAGGGCUUCGGCGACAACGAGAGCGUGGAUUCAAUACUGGGUCCGGAUGAUCGUUACGGCCAGGGGCGGAACGUGGACAUCGAAAGGUAUUCCAGUGAAGAGGGAAAGGCGGGGAAGCAAAAUAUACACGUCUGGGUGAAGUCGGAAGUGGUUGUCAAGUCGACAGCAAGAGACUAA